Messenger RNA from Spodoptera exigua (beet armyworm), 827 nucleotides. Lineage: Eukaryota; Metazoa; Arthropoda; Insecta; Lepidoptera; Noctuidae. The record is from the annotation of a GenBank genome assembly.
UUGUUUUGUUCCAGAUCUAUUCUUGAAGGCUGCUAUGAUCAAAGAAUUACAUCUAUUUGGGAGUAAGAGCAAGUAAACUUUUUACCACAGAUAUCAGUUACUAGUUACCAAUUGUUAGCCAACAUGCAGACAAUUAAAUGUGUAGUAGUGGGUGAUGGUGCUGUUGGUAAAACAUGCCUACUUAUAAGCUACACAACCAACAAGUUCCCAUCUGAGUAUGUGCCCACUGUGUUUGAUAACUAUGCUGUCACAGUCAUGAUAGGAGGAGAGCCAUACACAUUGGGUCUCUUUGAUACUGCAGGCCAGGAAGAUUAUGACAGGCUGCGGCCGCUAAGUUAUCCACAGACAGAUGUUUUCCUUGUUUGCUUCAGUGUAGUAAGCCCCAGUUCAUUUGAAAACGUCAAGGAAAAAUGGGUUCCAGAAAUUACUCAUCAUCAACAAAAGACACCUUUCCUCCUUGUGGGCACUCAGAUAGACUUGCGAGAUGACGCAGCCACAAUGGAGAAGCUGGCUAAGAUCAAACAAAAGCCUGUCUCUUUGGAACAAGGCGAAAAACUAGCUAAGGAACUCAAGGCUGUCAAAUACGUCGAGUGUUCAGCGCUCACACAGAAAGGAUUGAAGAAUGUUUUCGAUGAGGCCAUAUUAGCAGCACUGGAGCCUCCAGAACCCGCCAGGAAAAAGAAAUGUGUUCUGUUGUAAGUUGUGUUGGGCUUGUCACAACUCCGCCCCACCAGCAAGACGCGAGCGCCACGAGCGCAAUGCGACUGUGUCCCCAUAACGCGUACAUUUUACUAUUUUACCAUAUAACAUUAUUCAUAACUAAAUGG